Molecule: messenger RNA, 2401 nt
Organism: Penaeus indicus
Lineage: Eukaryota; Metazoa; Arthropoda; Malacostraca; Decapoda; Penaeidae
Product: Y+L amino acid transporter 2-like
Exons: 9
Coding region: 330-2159 (609 amino acids)
Biological process (GO): amino acid transmembrane transport
Cellular component (GO): membrane
Molecular function (GO): L-amino acid transmembrane transporter activity
Source: RefSeq, a predicted model, not a curated record
UCGACUUGAAGUGCCGAUCCCUCGUGUCCCUGGCGAUUUCUCUCUCACUGUGAGGAAGACAUGUCGAGGGAUCCUGUGGGGAUAUAAGCUUCCUGCUGGAGCCGCCGCAUUCCCACGCGCGUCAUGCAAAACGUUUAGCGGUAAACGGCUGGGCAUGGAUCUCCUGUUGUUGGAUAUUUUACUGUGACAAUCCAGCAUUUCAAGCCCACACCCCCUGCUGCCUGUCCCCCCCUCCCUCCUCUUCAUCAGCUAUUGCUUGGGUAAAAGUGAAAAUCCCCGUUAGCCCCACCGGAGACUACGUGCCCUGAAACAUACUUGCGAGGCUGAGCAUGCAUCCCAAUGAUUCGGCUGAAAACUCGAUUGCCGCAGACACCGUUAUGAGGGGCGACGCAGGGGACACUGGGGCGAUACCGCCUGGGAGGACUUCAGAAAUCCCGACUGAGGAUCGCGAGGCUGAAAUGGGCACCGCUGAAGGAGGAGCGGGAGACCCUGCUCUCCAGACGACAGAGCCCGGAUCGCGAAAGGGCGCAGAACCUCGCCGUGCUGACGAGGGCCUGGGCGAUAGACCUUCCUUGAGCGAGGAGGACGUGCAACCAGCAAGGCCUCCAAGGAAGAAGAGGAGCAUCAAGCAGACGGCUUCUCCCUCAGGAAAGCAAGACGCUGCCGAGAACCGCCAGGAUUCGGGAUUAGGCAAGGAGAAGGAAGAAGAGGGGAAAAUCUCCGGAGACUCGGCCCAAGGAGAGCUGCACUUCAGGAGGAGGCAGAAGGAGUCGGACGAAGAGAAGGACGAGGCGAGGACGAACCAACCCCAGGAGAAGAAACCGGAUGACGGACGGAGUAAGAAGGAAAAUAAGAAGAAAGGGCAGGAAGGCCCCAAGAAAGACCUCUGCCUCUCGAGCGACGACUCCUGCGUCCGCCUAAAGAAGGAGCUCGGCCUCCUGGAUUCCGUCGGCCUAAUCAUGGGCAACAUCAUCGGCUCGGGCAUAUUCAUGUCACCCCGAGGCGUGCUGGAAUACUCGGGCAGCGUGGGCAUGUCGCUCGUCAUCUGGGUGGCGUCGGGCUUCGUGUCCAUGGUGGGGGCGCUGUGCUACGCAGAGAUGGGUACGAUGAUUCCCCAAAGUGGUUCUCACUACACGUAUCUACAGGAAGCCUUCGGUCCUCUGCCGGCGUUCCUGUACGUGUGGCUGGUGGUCACGAUCCAGUUCCCUUGCAGCAGAGCCAUCGUGUCCCUUACGUUCGCCAAUUAUAUCGUGCAGCCGUUCUUCCCGGGAUGCGCAGAGACACCAGAGGCCGCCAGGAAACUCAUUGCAAUGGCGAUAUUGUUGUUCCUGGGUUGGCUCAAUUCCCGGCGCGUGAAAUGGGCCACCACGGUGCAAGACGUCCUGGCACUCACCAAGGUGGACAGUUGCAACAUGAUCAUCGAGGAGAUGAAGGACCCUUAUCGGACCCUCCCCCGGGCGAUCGCCAUCUCGCUGACCUCCGUGACCCUGAUCUACGCGCUGACCAACGUCGCCUACUUCGGCGUCCUCUCCCCCGGCGAGAUCCUGGCUUCCGAGGCCGUCGCGGUUACCUUCGGGCAGCGCGCCCUCGGGGUCAUGGCCUGGACCAUCCCCAUCUUCGUGGCCUGCUCGACGGGGGGCGGCCUCAACGGCUCCAUCUUCGGCUCCUCUCGCCUGCUCUUCGUCAGCACGCGCAGGGGACACCUGCCCAAGGUCCUCGGCCUCGUCUGCGUCGAGAACUACACGCCCGUGACGUCACUGCUCUUUCUGGUGCUCAUCUCCCUCGUCCCCUUCAUCACGGCCGACAUCCGGGUCCUGAUCAACUACACCGCCUUCGCCGGGAACCUCGUGGCCGUCGGCACCAGCGCGGCCUUCCUCUGGUUCCGCUACAAGCAGCCCGACCGCCCCAGGCCCAUCAAGGUCUGGAUCGGCUUCGGGAUCCUGGAGCUCCUGAUGGCCCUGUUCCUGGUGGUAUUCCCGGCCGUGAGGGAGCCCGUGCAGAUGGCGGUGGCACUCGGCAUCGUCCUCACCGGCCUCCUCGUCUAUUACGUCACUCAGCACCGCCAGCUUGCCAGUCCCAAGCUGGAUAGCGUCAUGGAGAAAGUGACGUACGUUUGCCAGAUGCUGUUCGUGGCCGUCCAUGAGGAAAGAAGUGGCUGAGAAUUGGCAAUACUGAUAAAGGAUUUUUUUGCAUUUUUUUUUAGUAGUAGUAGUAGUUCUGAUCUGUACUUGUUUCUUCUUUUCUUUCUUGUGAUUUUUCCUUCUUUGUUUGUAUUUUGUUUGGAUUUGGAUGAUGAUUGUUUUUUUGUGUCACCUUCAGUAUCAUCAUUAUAAUCAUUAUUCUUAUCAUUGUUAUUAUUAUUAUUAAUGUAACUUUCGUUACAGUUGUUACUAUUAGUAUC